AGGAGGUGGGUCGGAUUUAAAGAAACAGUUUGUGUUUGAGUCGCAGAAAAAAAUGGGUUAAGCCUUAUUUAAAGGCAUUGGUGUGGGAGAACGGUGUUUUUUUGAUGGGACAUAUUCCUCUGACAUAAGUAAACCAGAACAGUACGCAUUUUGAAGAAGAAAUUUUGAUCCAAAAGAUGCUUAAGCGUUUUAUAUUGGGAUGCACUGGAGGACAACUUUGUCACUUAACUUCGCAUGCUACAGCUUCAGUCUUGUGGGGAAAAAUACAGCAACCGCCCACUGCCACUUUGGUGGAUCAGCAGUAAAAAAGAAACGGAUUUUACCCUAUUUAUUAUUCGAUAACAAUGAAAAUGAACGCACUGUCUUCAUUUAUCAGGUUUGAAAAUCUUCAAGAACUGAAGAGAGUGUGCCAUUGGGGACCAGUUAUAGCCCUUACGGUUAUAGCAGUAUGUUCAACUAUGGCGAUUCUAGACUCUAUCCUUUGGUACUGGCCUUUGGAUACCACUGGGGGAAGCGUUAAUUUUAUUAUAUUGAUAAACUGGACUGUUCUUAUUCUUUACAACUACUUCAAUGCGAUGUUUGUUGGUCCUGGGUACAUUCCUCUGGGGUGGAAACCGGAAAGCCCAAAGGAUUGUAUGUGCCUGCAGUACUGUAGAGUGUGCCAGGGAUUCAAGGCACCACGGUCACACCACUGCCGCAAGUGUAACAGGUGUGUAAUGAAGAUGGACCAUCACUGCCCAUGGAUCAACAACUGCUGUGGCCACCAGAACCAUGCUUACUUCACCAGCUUUCUGAUUUUGGCCCCCCUUGGCUGCAUCCAUGCUGCUGUUAUUUUCAUUAUGACAAUGUACACGCAGCUUUACGACCGGAUAUCUUUUGGGUGGAGCUCUGUAAAGAUCGAUAUGAGCGCUGUUAAAAGAGAUCAACGCCCCAUUAUUCCCUUUGGGGUUUGUGCUUUUGCCACGUCUCUGUUUGCCUUAGGGUUGGCACUUGGUACAACCAUAGCAGUGGGAAUGCUGUUUUUCAUUCAGAUGAAAGUGAUCUUAAGAAACAGAACCUCAAUUGAAGUUUGGAUUGAGGAAAAGGCCAAAGACAGAAUACAAUAUUACCAAACAGAAGAAGAAUUUAUUUUCCCAUAUGACCUGGGAAGUAAAUGGGAGAACUUUAAGCAGGUGUUUACCUGGUCUGGGAUUCCAGAGGGAGAUGGCAUAGAGUGGCCUGUUCGAGAAAAAUGUGACCAGUACACUUUAACGAUUGAGCAGCUGAAACAGAAAGCUGAUAAGAGAGUUAGAAGUGUACAGUACCGUGUAAUAGAGGAUUACAGUGGUGCUUGUUGCCCUCUAAACAAAGGUGUGAAAACGUUUUUUACAACGCCCUGCACCGAAGAGCCUAGAAUCAGACUGCGCAAAGGAGAGAUGAUCUUUGCCACCAGGGGCCUAAAGAGGUGGAUGUAUGGAGACAAAGCACUCAAUGACGAACAAGUAAAAGCUGGAGUUCGUGUUAGAGGCUGGUUCCCAAGAAGAUGUGUUGAAAAAUGCCUUUAUGAUACAGUCAACGAUCUACCAGUGAAUGAAGAGAAAAAAGAUAGAUAAUUAUUAUUAGUAUCCAGGUAUAUAUCAUUGGGUGCUUAUGACAAUUGUUCUUGCAACAGAACAACCCCGUACUUGAACCUGCUUUUUUUUUUUUUUUUUUUUUUUAAAGUAUAGUUUUGGAAUUAUGCAAUUUGUAAAAGCAGUGUUUUCGCAUGCAUUUCAAUGUAUCCUUUGUACUGUGCAAAUACAUUUUUUUAAUUAUAUUUUGUAAAACAACCCUACGUAUUAUGCCUUCAGAUUUAAAACAAAA
This is a messenger RNA of Polyodon spathula (Mississippi paddlefish), 1842 nucleotides long. RefSeq names its product palmitoyltransferase ZDHHC6-like. The record is from RefSeq and is a predicted model, not a curated record. Gene Ontology annotation, molecular function: palmitoyltransferase activity. Gene Ontology annotation, biological process: protein palmitoylation. The transcript has 11 exons. Bases 345 to 1592 code for a protein of 415 amino acids. Lineage: Eukaryota; Metazoa; Chordata; Actinopteri; Acipenseriformes; Polyodontidae. Gene Ontology annotation, cellular component: Golgi apparatus.